CUCACCGGCACCGGGAAUUCAUCAACAAUUCGAUCCCCUGGAUUAAGGUCUCCGACCAAAAAGCAUGUAUAUGAUAGAUACAUUCCUGUACGGGAGGGAGGUCUUUCAGAGCUAUAUGAUCUUUUGCCAGAAACGCACUCGACUACAUCUCGAUUAAAAUCACGAAAGACAUCGAUGACUCCAACACAAGCUACGCAGGCUACAGACCAUUAUAAGAAAGCUCAAAACCAAGCUCAUGACACAGUCAUCGCAAACGAACUACAGCUUACCAAUACACAUAAUCAUUCUGACCAGCAGUUGGCUAGAGAGUCGCAAUAUUCUACUUAGCCCAAAGAAAGCCCCACGAACGAUCAGCCAGGUACCCUUUAAAAUCCUUGAUGCGCCAGAACUCAAGGAUGAUUUCUACUUGAAUCUAGUAGACUGGUCAUCACAAAAUGUAUUAGGUGUUGGUUUAGGGAACUGCGUCUAUCUUUGGAGCGCAUUGACAAGCAGGGUCACCCAGCUCUGUAGUCUUGGUGAGAAUGAUAGUGUUACUUCCAUCAAUUGGAUUUCAAUGGGAUCACAUCUUGCUGUUGGUACAGACAAGGGAUAUGUGCAGAUUUGGGAUGUAGGAGCUCGACGGAAAGUCAGGACCUUAACUGGACAUACUCAAAGAGUUGGCGUACUGGCAUGGAAAGAUCAUAUUUUGACAUCAGGAAGUCGCGAUCGAAAGAUCUACCACCGUGAUGUGCGAGCUCAAGAGAUGUGGAUCCAUCAAUUGGCCAGCCACACUGGGGAGGUUUGUGGAUUGAAGUGGAACAGUAGUGGAUCUCAACUUGCUAGUGGCGGCAACGAUAAUAAACUAAUGGUCUGGGAGAAGGAUUCAACUGUGCCUCUUUACAAGUUCCGAGACCACACUGCAGCCGUUAAGGCAAUUGAUUGGAACCCACAUCAGUCUGGCGUCUUAGCCAGCGGAGGAGGAACUGUAGAUCGUCAUAUUCGCUUUUGGAACACUGCCACAGGAGUUUGCCUUGGAGCUACAGAUACAGGAUCGCAGGUUUGCAAUCUUGCAUGGUCUAAAACAUCAAAUGAGCUUGUUUCAACUCACGGAUAUUCCCAAAACCAGGUCGUUGUAUGGAAAUACCCUGCAAUGCAUCAGAUCGUUGCUCUUUCUGGGCAUUCUAUGCGAGUUCUUUACUUGGCUCUUUCGCCUGAUGGUCAAACCGUUGUCACCGGUGCGGGCGAUGAAACGCUACGGUUCUGGAAUGUUUUUCAAAAGAGCAAGUCGGAACGACGAGACGAUGAAGGGCUCUCUGGCGUGAUCACCACUAUACGCUGAAAAACACGAUCUCUCCAUUU
Lobosporangium transversale is the source of this 1338-nucleotide messenger RNA. Its product is annotated as WD40-repeat-containing domain protein. The coding region runs from base 236 to 1318 and encodes 360 amino acids. Gene Ontology annotation, molecular function: protein binding; anaphase-promoting complex binding; ubiquitin ligase activator activity. The record is from RefSeq and is a predicted model, not a curated record. Gene Ontology annotation, biological process: positive regulation of ubiquitin protein ligase activity; positive regulation of anaphase-promoting complex-dependent catabolic process; anaphase-promoting complex-dependent catabolic process. The transcript is spliced from 8 exons. Gene Ontology annotation, cellular component: anaphase-promoting complex. Lineage: Eukaryota; Fungi; Mortierellomycota; Mortierellomycetes; Mortierellales; Mortierellaceae.